UCCAAGAUGGCGGCUGACAUGUCACCGGAUGGUCAACAAGUGUCAAAAUAUUGAAAAAAUACAGACAGUUUGUGAUAUAACAAAUAUUUGUUGAUAUACUUUAAUUAAAAUAAUCUUCAAGAUGUUCCUUACACGUGCUCUAGAGAAAAUACUGAGCGACAAAGAAAUAAAGAAGGCACACCACUCACAGCUAAAAAAGGCUUGUGAAGUUGCUCUUGAAAACAUCAAGAGAGAUGGCCAAAAUCAAAAUGCACAAAGUGACGAGAAUGAUAAAUCCUCAGCUCUACCGGGCCCAAUGCAGGCAGGCUUUGUGGACGCCGACAAAUACUUUACACCAUUCGAGCUGGCUUGUCAAUCAAAAUCACCAAGAAUUGUCAACCUCACAUUGGACUUCUUACAGAAACUGAUUGCCUAUGGUCACAUGACUGGGAACACACCGGACACAACCACUUCAGGCAAGAGACUGAUAGAUCGUAUUGUAGAAACUGUGUGUGGAUGUUUCCAGGGCCCGCAAACAGACGAGGGCGUACAACUGCAAAUCAUAAAGGCCCUUCUGACUAUUGUUACAUCUAACACUUGUGAGAUACACGAGGGCACUGUUCUUCACACCGUCCGUACAUGUUACAACAUCUACCUAGCAAGCAAAAACCUCGUUAACCAGACAACAGCAAAGGCAACUCUCACACAGAUGUUAAAUGUCAUCUUUAUGCGCAUGGAAAGUCAGGCUAUAACACAGGAGGAGGAGAGAGAACGUGCCAGCAGUAAGGCCUCAGAGAACAAUGACGAGGCCUCCAUCAACAUGCAAGAGCAGGCAGAGUCACAAGGAGAUGGUGAUACCUUGUCAGUAGAACAGACUCAGUCAACCAUGUCUGAUAACCAGUCUAUAGGGGAUCAAUCAACAGGUGACCAAUCUAUGAACCAGUCCAUGGAGGAGCAGUCAACAAGUGAAGAUAAAACAACUCCAGGAGACCAGUCUACCACCGUUAAUGAGGAUAACAAGUCUAAUGAUACUGUAACAGUAGAAGAUGAGAGUUCUGAAGGCAUUGCUCAAGCCAUUUUGGACGGCAUAGUGGACCAAAUCACAGGUCCUGAAGCCCCUCCCCCAGGUGAAGGUGAGACCCCCACCUCAGGGGACCAAUGUGAGACACCCACCCCAGAAGAGACUCCUCCCCCACCCCGGGGCCGGGUCAAUACGGGGGAGAGUGGGGACACACCCAGUAAACCUGCCUCCAAUUCCCGGAGUGGUAGCUCUCUGGCUGUGAAUCGUCUUGGUGAAGAGAAUGAGGACCAAACAGAUGGAGGGGAGGUCGGACACGGAGCGUUCAGUCAUGUCCUGCAGAAAGAUGCGUUUCUUGUGUUCCGUAGUCUCUGUAAACUCUCCAUGAAGCCCCUCGCUGACGGUCCCCCAGACCCAAAAUCCCACGAGCUACGAUCCAAAGUCCUUUCCCUAGAACUGCUGUUAUCCAUUCUUCAAAACGCAGGGCCAGUUUUCCGCACAAAUGACAUGUUCAUCAACGCAAUCAAGCAGUACCUGUGUGUAGCCCUGUCUAAGAAUGGUGUCAGCUCUGUGGUUGAAGUGUUUGAACUGUCGCUGGCAAUAUUUCUUACCCUCCUUGCAAACUUUAAACAGCACCUUAAAAUGCAGAUUGAGGUGUUUUUCAAAGAGAUAUUCCUGUACAUUCUUGAAACCCCCAGCAGCUCGUUCGACCACAAGUGGAUGGUGAUCCAGGCUCUCACACGCAUAUGUGCAGAUGCGCAGUGUGUUGUGGAUAUUUAUGUAAACUACGACUGUGACCUGUCCCUUGCCAACAUAUUUGAGCGACUGGUUAGCGACUUGUCCAAGAUUGCUCAGGGCAGACAGUCCCUGGCUCUAGGUGUGACCCCGACCCAGGAGCAGUCCAUGAGAGUCAAGGGCCUGGAAUGUCUUGUGUCCAUCCUCAAAUGUAUGGUGGAAUGGAGUAAAGAUUUGUAUGUGAACCCUCACUUACAGUCUAACCUGGGUCAAGACAGCAAGCCAACUCACGAGUCAGACUCAGACUCCGGUAAGGGGACACUCAAUAGUUAUGACAGCGUCAACUCCCUGGAAUCCACCAGUAGCAGCCAAAACACAUCGACCACUCCCGUCGUCACUGAUAGUCCCGAACAGUAUGAGGUGCUAAAACAACAGAAGGAGAUUAUGGAGCAUGGCAUCGACCUGUUUAACAAAAAGCCGAUGAAGGGAGUGCGCUAUCUGCAGGAUCAGGGUAUGCUGGGAACGUCACCUGACGAUAUCGCUGAGUUGUUCCAUAGUGACGACAGACUCUAUAAGACUGUUGUUGGUGAAUUCCUGGGAGAAAAUGAGACGUUUAACAAAGAGGUGAUGUAUUCUUAUGUGGAUCAGCUCAACUUUGCUGAGAUGGAUUUUGUUUCGGCCCUGCGGCGUUUUUUGGAGGGCUUUAGACUUCCCGGCGAGGCACAAAAGAUUGACAGACUGAUGGAGAAGUUUGCGUCACGAUACUGCGAAUGUAACACGAAACUUGGUAUUUUUGCUAGUGCUGAUGCUGCCUAUGUGUUGGCCUACUCAAUUAUUAUUUUGACAACUGAUUUGCACAGUUAUCAGAUUAAGGAGAAGAAUCGCAUGACCAAGGAGCAGUACAUUAAGAUGAACAGGGGUAUCAACGACAGUAAAGAUCUCCCUGAGGAGUAUUUGUCUGCAAUCUAUGACAAGAUUGCUACGGACGAGAUUAAGAUGAAAGCUGUCGGAGUGCAGAAGGGACUUCACUCUGCAAGAGAUAUAACGAGUGACAAACAGCGUCGUCUGCUGUACAACUCAGAGAUGAAGCACAUGGAAAUUGCAGCUAAAGCGUUGAUGGAGAGCGUCAGCCAUGUCGAGUCCAACUUUAUGUCAGCGAAGCACCAGGAACAUGUCAGGCCCAUGUUUAAAAUGGCAUGGACGCCAUUUCUUGCAGCAUUUAGUAUCGGCCUUCAGGACUGUGAUAACGCCCAGAUAGCCUCCCUUUGUCUGGAUGGGAUACGGUGUGCAAUUCGGAUGUCCUGUAUCUUUCACAUGGAGCUUGAGCGAGAUGCGUAUGUUCAAGCGUUGGCAAGAUUUACCCUGCUAACAGCAGCUUCCCCGAUCACAGAGAUGCGGAGUAAAAACAUCGAGACGAUAAAAACUCUCAUUUCCGUCGCACACACAGAUGGAAACUACCUUGGGAAGUCUUGGCUUGAGAUCCUGAGGUGCAUAUCCCAGUUAGAGCUGGCCCAGCUGAUUGGGACGUCGGCCAAGUCCACCAAACACAUUCCAUCCCAUAGGCGGGAUAAGUCUAAUGGAGGCACUGUUCAUCCGUCUGCGUUUGAUGCAGAAACAAUGGCGAAGGGUGGAUUUGGCUCAAAGACCAUGGACAAGUUUCAGGAGACUAUGGGAGAGACAAGUUCACAGAGUGUUGUGGUCGCGGUCGACAGGGUCUUUACUGGAUCCGUUAAACUGGACGGGGAUGCUAUUGUGGAAUUUGUGAAGGCCCUGUGUGCAGUGUCUGUGGAAGAGCUUUCAAAUUCCGCCAGGCCGCGUAUGUUCAGUCUGACCAAAAUUGUGGAGAUCUCAUACUACAACAUGGGGCGUAUUAGGCUGCAAUGGUCCCGAAUCUGGCAGUACCUUGGUGACCAUUUCAAUAAGGUUGGCUGUAACCCUAAUGAAGAUAUAGCGUUCUUUGCCAUUGACUCCCUGCGACAGCUGUCCAUGAAGUUUAUCGAGAAAGGAGAGUUUGCCAACUUCCGAUUCCAGAAAGACUUCCUUCGACCAUUUGAGCACAUCAUGAAAAGGAACAGAUCUCCAACAAUCCGAGACAUGGUUGUACGAUGCGUUGCUCAGAUGGUGAAUUCCCAGGCUGGAAACAUCAGGUCUGGGUGGAAGAAUAUAUUCUCUGUGUUCCAUCUAGCAGCCUCAGACCAGGAUGAAGGGAUUGUGGAGCUGGCAUUCCAAACCACAGGCAAAAUUAUAUCGUCAGUGUUUGAGAAGCAUUUCUCAGCCGUAAUGGACUCGUUCCAAGAUGCUGUCAAGUGCCUGUCUGAGUUUGCCUGUAACGCAGCAUUCCCCGAUACAAGCAUGGAGGCCAUCAGGCUGAUAAGAAACUGUGCAAAAUACGUUGCUGAAAAACCUCAGCGGUUUACAGGUUUUGAAAUUGAACCAGAGAAAAGUGAUGCGACGUAUGCAAGGUUGUUCCGGGAGCACACGGGGGACGAUCUAAAUGUUCCGGAGUCUGACCGUGUCUGGGUCAAGGGCUGGUUCCCUGUACUGUUCGAGCUCUCGUGCGUCAUCAACAGGUGUAAGCUGGAUGUCAGAACCAGGGGCCUGACAGUAAUGUUUGAGAUAAUGAAGACGUAUGGUGAAUCGUUUGAACCCCAUUGGUGGAGAGACCUGUUCCGCAUUGUGUUCCGAAUCUUUGACAACAUGAAACUCCCCGAGUCACAAAAUGAGACUUUCAUGGAUGUGCCAUUCUCACCAGAGGGAAGUGAUACUGUGAGAGCCCACUGGAAAAACGAAUGGAUGACGACCACAUGUAACCACGCGCUGUACGCGAUCAUCGAUGUGUUCUCGCAAUUCUAUGACAUUCUUCACACCAUGCUGUUGAACGAGCUUUACCAACAACUCAUCUGGUGUGUUCAACAAGACAAUGAGCAGCUGGCCAGGUCUGGCACAAACUGUCUGGAGAACCUCGUUAUCUCAAACGGCACAAAGUUUACCCCUGAGGCGUGGGACAAUACAUGUACAUGUAUGUUCGACAUCUUCAAAAACACCAUUCCAAAUAGAUUGUUAGUCUGGCGACCAGACGACGGUUUCAGCCAAUCUGUAGACGAGAUGAACUCCAGCGUGGACGCCAUUUCCCUGGAUACAUCACAUGAUAAUUCACGUUUACAGCGGGCAGACAGCAAUCACAGCGUCAAUAGCACUGUUUCAGCAGACUCACGUGACCACAAGUUUCCCAGGACAAAGGCAGUAUCAGACCAGAAGUUAUUCCAGUGCCUGCUCAUCAAGUGUGUUGUCCAGCUAGAGCUUAUACAGACCAUUGACAACAUCGUCUUCUUCCCGACCACCAGCAGAAAGGAUGAUGCUGAAAAUCUCGCAGCUGCCCAGGUAAAUAGUGAGAAUGAUUUGACCGACACAGAAACUGUCUAUCAGCAAGAGGACCAGGGCAUGUACCACUAUCUGAGCUCCGACCAGCUGUUCCAACUAGUGGAAUGUCUCCUGCAGUCUCACAAGUUUGCCAAGGACUUCAACUCUAACCAUGAGCAGAGGAACAUGCUCUGGAAAGCUGGGUUUAUUUUAAAUUCAAAGAAAGGGUUCAAGGGUAAAGCGAAGCCCAACUUGUUGAAGCAGGAAACACAGAGUCUUGCGUGUCUGUUCCGAAUCCUGUUCCGCAUGUACAAUGACAAUGGCCGUAAGGACGCAUGGGACCAGGUGGAGUCAAAACUCAUCAGCGUGUGUCACAGUUCGCUGGAGUAUUUCCUGUCCCUCCAGUCUGACAGUCAUCGAGAAGCCUGGAGCAACAUCAUCAUUCUGCUUGUCACCCGCCUUCUAAAGAUGUCCGAUGAUAGGUUCCGUGUACACGCCUCCCACUACUACCCACUGAUGUGUGAAACCAUGAACUAUGACCUCAAACACGAGCUUCGAUCCAUUCUCAGAAAGUUCUUUGUGCACAUAGGGGUCAAGUUUGGCAUCACACACCCGGACCGGACGACUAGCUAGUGCGUGAUAUAAGUGUGAUAUUUCCCCAUGUCAACAAAGUGUGAUAUACUAAAGUCAUGUGAUUUUAGAUUAGUGGCGUUUGGCUUCAAAAAUUAGUGAAAUAAAUGGCAUCAAUAAGUAUGAAAUCUUUUAACUGAGGUAAAUGUUUGCAAAUUUGAAUAUGCCAUUAUAAAGAUAAGAUGUAGAGGAAUUUGCAAAUACUGGAACAUAUCAUUGUUUUUAUACAGUGUAGGAAUAUUUUUUACUAAAAACCAUGUGUACUUAAGUGAUUGUAUGAUUGAGGAAUGGAACAUAAUAAAAUACCAAAAAAUAAACCAGCAUUUUAGUGAUAAAUUUAUAAAGAUAAUUAGUGAACCAUAUUUGCUACCUUUUUUGACCAAUGUAAUUGUCUACAGCUUUCGGAAAAGCAAAUUGAAAAUAAGAUGAAAUCCUGUUACAAAUGUUUUGUUUGGAAAGGCUUUGUAUAAAAUGAUUUAGAUUAGGCCAAAAAAAAUAAAUUGUUAAGGGUAACCUUCCCAAAAAUUUUACGUAGGGUAGGUAGGGAUUCUUUUUGAUUUUUAAAAAAAAAAAUCAAAAUCUGUCGAAAGUUCAGAGUGUUUCCUUGCACAUGGCAGUCUUUCCUACAUUACUGUCAUUGCCUGACUUUGUUUUAUCAUAUAAACAAUAAUUCUGAUCAUCCAAUUCGCAUUUAUCCGCCCUUCGUAACUCUCCAUUGGCUUACGAAUAUUUUUUUGCUCAGAAACGGAAAAAAAUAGUUAGGGUCGGCGCAUUUUUAUAGAUAGGGUCGGGGUACCCGAAACAGACAUUUUUUUUUUUUUUUUAGGCCUUAGGUUGGAAUUAAUUUCAUAAGUUUGUCAUCAAAUUUUCAUUAUUUGGCUCUGUAAAUGUUGACGGUAAAAGAGUGUGGUAUCUACUGAGUAUUAAUUAACACGAUACUGGUUGUCAUUCGACUGUUUAACUCUUUAGUCGACGAAUAUAGCAAUUAUGGGCUGAUUCUUCAGAACUUUAUUAAAAUUAACAACGUGAUUAACAACAUUGUUGUUAAAUUUUAAACGUUAAUUUUUUUUAUGAUGUUUUCACAUUUUUAAACAUCAAUAAUUACAGCUGCAAUUUUGGUCUCAAAUCUUGUUUGUAAAACAGCAGAUCACAAGUGUAUCCAUUUAACUUCUAGACAUGUAACAAUUUUAAAGUUAACAACGAUGGUGUUAACAACAUUAUUCACUUUAACAAUGUUCUAAACAAUCAGCCCUAUAAUUCGUUAAUAAGUAAUGGCUCAUGGUUGUAUAAACAUAUGAAAUACUUUGACCACCCCGGAUCUCUGACUAGUAACCAAGCAGAGUAAGGAUCCCAUUUCUGUCGUUUAAAUAGUACAUAUACAAUACUGUUGUGAAAACAUUCUAACAAUUACAUUUUCUUAAUAUUAUGGAAAAGCUACAUGCAGCUGGAAAAAAUCAAUACAAAUAUCAGGUUCUUUUCGCUCCCUGAUAGACAGCGCUACCAUAAUUUUACAAUUAUUACCAUGAAGUGUAUUGCUUAUUGGUGUGUAUGAUAAAUGAACGUUUACAGAUAUUUUUUCCAUUGCUAUUUAUUCCAAGCAUUCCAGUUAACUGUUGAUUGAAGUGGUCUGAGUGUUCUAUUUUAAAACUCUCUCACAAAUUGACAGUUUUUUGUUGUUGUUUUAUUUCUCGGAAUCGGCUCAUUUUGGCAUCAGUGCCUUCAAUUCAGUCAUAUAAGAUAGCUCACAAUAUAAUGAAUCCAAUUUGUUUGGUAAACUGCCGAAAAAAAAAUUAGGGUAAAGUUUUUAGCAAUUAAAAAUCAAUUUUCGAACAUAAAUAUGAAAACUGCGAUCUGCUCUUUUGUCAGGUUUCCAGACAUUUACGCAAAAAUUGGCUCAUUCGAAGACAAAAAAUAAAAAAAGUUGUCAAAAUAAUCAAAUUGUGAGAGAGCAGCUUUGCUUUUACAUUCACAUGUACAUGGUUGUAUGAUAUUAGGAUCAUUUAUCCGAUGUGUGCUUUAAGUAAAAGUUAAGUUGGUGUUUAUUGUGCAGAAAUACUUAAGUUAUGCCAGUGCAAUGUCUUUGUGCAUAUUUUAUUUUGUGUUCAGUUCCUUUUGUGAGAUCUGAUAGAGUUUCCGAGUAGUUUUAAGGUUGCCGCCCACAAAUAAGCUAGCUCCAUAAACCAUAAUGUUCAAUUUUGAUGCAUGGUGACUCUAUAUAAUGUAUUUAUCAUUUGAAAGGUAUAAAUCUUACUUAUAUGUAAUAUAAAUUACUUAAAGACAUCAUACAUAAUAAUAUUACCAGUACAGUUUGUAUUAUUCGGCUUUAUUUCGUUUAACUGAUUUUGGACAUGAAACUACCCGGUACCCAUUUUGCAAUUUGCAAAAAUUAAUGACAGAAAAAAUAUCAUACAUAAGGAUUUUACCGGUACAGUUUAUAUAUUUCUUUUUUAUUUCGUUCAACAGAUAUCGGACGAGAUUAACAACCUAUUUGGCAGUUUUUAAGCCAAAAAAGCUUGUUUGUUAUAUUAUUUGCAGCCAAAUUUCAUUUUACCGUUUAGUUUUCUGCUCAUAAAACCCUUGCAUUUGAUGCUAACAUUACAUAGGGCAACAAGGCACAAAAGUCCAAUUAUUUGUGAAUCAGUUACCUUAAAAACAAAUGUGAGAUUUGAAAAUGCUUCUGCUAAACCAUUUCAUGCUUGUCUUAAAAAUCAGAUAAAUUAUUAAACGAUAAAUUAUUAAACAGCUAAAAAAAGUCUUUUUCGACGUAAAAUUAUUUUUAGCCUAUUUGUAUUUUCUUAGGAACUUUGGCAAAUACAAUUUUUGCCGUUUGAAAUGAUUUAUUACAUAUAACAAUGUACUACUAAUGUAUUAAUAAUAUUUAUUUUAUGUUUUUGUAUCUAAUGGGUAAAUUUUAAGACUGCAUUUAUAAAGAGGAGUGAGAGUGGUCUAGUGGUUCAGGUGUCUGCCUAUGACUCAGGAGGUUUUGGGUCCGAGCCCCAUCAGGGUGAGAGUGGUCUAGUGGUUCAGGUGUCUGCCUAUGACUCAAGAGGUUUUGGGUCCGAGCCCCAUCAGGGUGAGAGCGGUCUAGUGGUUCAGGUGUCUGCCUAUGACUCAAGAGGUUUUGGGUCCGAGCCCCAUCAGGGUGAGAGCGGUCUAGUGGUUCAGGUGUCUGCCUAUGACUCGAGAGGUUUUGGGUCCGAGCCCCAUCAGGGUGAGAGCGGUCUAGUGGUUCAGGUGUCUGCCUAUGACUCAAGAGGUUUUGGGUCCGAGCCCCAUCAGGGUGAGAGCGGUCUAGUGGUUCAGGUGUCUGCCUAUGACUCAAGAGGUUUUGGGUCCGAGCCCCAUCAGGGUGAGAGCGGUCUAGUGGUUCAGGUGUCUGCCUAUGACUCAAGAGGUUGUGGGUCCGAGCCCCAUCAGGGUGAGAGCGGUCUAGUGGUUCAGGUGUCUGCCUAUGACUCAAGAGGUUUUGGGUCCGAGCCCCAUCAGGGUGAGAGCGGUCUAGUGGUUCAGGUGUCUGCCUAUGACUCAAGAGGUUUUGGGUCCGAGCCCCAUCAGGGUGAGAGCGGUCUAGUGGUUCAGGUGUCUGCCUAUGACUCAAGAGGUUGUGGGUCCGAGCCCCACCAGGGUGAGAGUGGUCUAAUGGUAAAGGUGUUCGCCUCCAUCUCAAGAGGUUUUGGGUUCGAGCCCCAUCAGGGUGAGAGUGGUAUAGGUGUCUGCCUCCGACUCAAGAGGUUGUGGGUAUGAGCCCCACCAGGGUGAGAGUGGUCUAAUGGUAUAGGUGUUCACCUCCAACUCAAACGGUUUUGGGUUCAAGCCCUAUCUAGUUUCUCACGGCCUCUCAAAAAGGACACAGUACUGGUUUCUGUCCAGGAAACUUGAGAGUGAUUCAUUUCAGCUUUAAGCUGUCUUUACAAUUGAGCAAAAAAUAAAUUGGUAUAAAGCAAAGAAGGUUGUUCCUCUAUUAUUGUAAAUAAUGGAAAUGUUUUUCAGUCUUGUGAUUUGUGACUGUUCAAAAGUUGAAAUGUUGGACGGACAUUCAAUGUCACUGAAAAGUGUAUGAAUAUGAAACUUGGUACAUACGUGCAUUUGUUGAUAUCUUAAAAUUGUUUAUUUGUUUUAAGUAUAGUCACCAACUGAUGAAGAAGUUUCAAAUUGAUUAUGUAAUGAUACUCGUUGGUCUUGAUGUUUGUAGAUUAUAGUAAGUGUUAAGGAGAAAUAAUUGUUAUUGUUAUUUAUGAAUAUUGUUAAUAUAUACUUGUUUUUUUUCUACAUCACAAGUUAACAGCAUUCUUGUUGUAGUUGACAUAAAAAUGCAUAUUUUUGUCAGUCUUACACAAAAACUCUAUUUGGCAUUGAAAGGGAGAAUAAUUGACUGUUUUCAUUUUAUUUAUAACAAAGAAUUAAAUCAUGUUUUAAUUUUAAAAAUGCUUAUAUCCAGUUCUUACCAAUGUAACUUUUUAUUGGACAGGGUGCUAAAAAGACGCUUGUUACUAAUAGGACAUUUAUGGUAAUCUUUAAUCAAUUAAUCUUUAAGGCAACGUAAUGAAUCUAUUAUUAAACUAUUCAGUUUGUACAAACAUCUUGCAUUGAAGUCAAACUUCAUAAUUAUGUUGAUAUGACUGCCACAUGUAUAAACGUAUAUUUUGUAAAUAGUGCGGAUAUGUAUGUACUAUGUGUAUUUAUGUCACAUAAUCUGUGUAAUUCAUCAUGUGAACACGAUUCUGAACCUUUGUUUAAAGGUUAUAAAUAAAUAUUUAUAUGGCA
Mya arenaria is the source of this 10486-nucleotide messenger RNA. RefSeq names its product brefeldin A-inhibited guanine nucleotide-exchange protein 1-like. The transcript is spliced from 43 exons. Gene Ontology annotation, biological process: regulation of ARF protein signal transduction. The coding region runs from base 122 to 5725 and encodes 1867 amino acids. Lineage: Eukaryota; Metazoa; Mollusca; Bivalvia; Myida; Myidae. Gene Ontology annotation, molecular function: guanyl-nucleotide exchange factor activity. The record is from RefSeq and is a predicted model, not a curated record.